Molecule: messenger RNA, 1864 nt
Organism: Elaeis guineensis (African oil palm)
Lineage: Eukaryota; Viridiplantae; Streptophyta; Magnoliopsida; Arecales; Arecaceae
Biological process (GO): RNA (guanine-N7)-methylation; tRNA modification
Cellular component (GO): cytosol; nucleus; tRNA methyltransferase complex
Molecular function (GO): protein binding
Source: RefSeq, a predicted model, not a curated record
GACACCUCUAACUCUAAACCCUAACCGGCAAAACCCUGGGUCCCUUCGAUCAUCUUGCCCGUAACCAAUAAUUUUCCUUUCGUUUCGAGUGUCCGAGGCUUCCAAUAGUCCGCAACCGGAGUAGGAUAAGAAGGAAUACGAAAUUUCGCUCCAUUAUUUAUUUCUAUUUGUUUCGGAUUCUGGUUUGGAAGGAGGACAUGGAGGAGAAUUUGAUCGAAGAAGGAGAAAGCAGCAGGGAAGGAGAGGUCGCCCCAGCCCUCAUUGUGAUCCAUCCUCGCGAUAAAUCUGCUGCUGUUGCAGUUGGACCUGAACUUCGUGUGUAUGAUAUAGCAGGGAAUUGCCCAAUUUCUUUGUCAGAUGAUUCUGGUGGGCCUUCUCAUUCAGAGUCCAUAAGAGCCAUCGGCUUUGGUGCAAAUGGAAGUGUUUUUGCAUCUGCUGGAGAUGACAAGCUUGUCAAGAUAUGGAUGACUGAUUCCUGGCAUUGCACUAAGACUGUGUAUGCAGAGAAACGAGUGAGCGCAGUUGCAGUAAGCCACAAUGGCCAACAUGUUGUAUUUGCUGAUAAAUUUGGACUUGUUUGGGCAAUUGCUUUGGGUGAAGGUGAUGAGGGGCAAGCUCCAAUUGAUAAUAAAGCUGUGCCGAUUCUAGGUCAUUAUUGUAGCAUUAUUACUAGCCUGAAAUUUUCUCCGGAUGGAUGGUUCAUUGCUAGUGCUGAUCGAGACUUCAAAAUUCGGAUUACUGUCUUUCCAAAAAGACCCCGAAAGGGAGCACAUGAAAUACAAAGUUUCUGCCUUGGUCAUACAGACUUUGUCUCAUGUCUGGCCUUUGCACGCCCUAUAGAUUAUCCUCAAGGAUUCCUUUUAUCUGGAGGUGGUGAUUCAACUGUUCGUUUGUGGGAUUUUAUUUCUGGGCGCCUUCUUCAUACUUGUGAUUUUGGAGCACAGGCAGGAUUAGUCAAGUCUAAUGGCACAGAAAUGGAGGGGGGUUCAGCAGUCAUUGAUGUAUGUGCCUCUUGUGAUGGUUCGUUAAUUGCCGUAGCCAUUCAAAGCUUGCAUGGGAUAAUCCUUCUGAAUUGUGAUUUUUCAGCCAGAACUCUUUCCAUUGCCAAGGUUGUUACCAUGGAAGAAAGUUACGUUCCCACAAGCUUAGGAUUGAGUGAUUUACCAAAACACUUGUGGAUGGUAAUGGGUGUAUCAAAUAUACCCACUUUGGGUACUACCAAGUUGUUGUCCCGUGUCAGGGUCGUGUCUGGUUUCCUGAAAGACCCUUCAGAUUCCUCUGUUCGCAAUGCAAUCAUUAUGGGAGACAGUGAAGUACCAGGCAGUGAGAAACUUCUUGAAAAGUUGCAGGGAAGUUUAGAUGUUGCAGAGGAAGAGGUAACAUUAGCAGCAACUGCAGCAGCAGUGAAAACUUCAGUGCAUAAUUUGUUGAUAAAAAAGCAGUAUUCUCUCGAGAAAAGAGAAUUGCAGAAAAGGAGUAGGAAUGAUAAGAAGCUCAAACAGUAAGUUCUUUGAGAGAAAGGGAAGGUGCCACAACCCCGAACCCCCAUGGUCCAAAUACGUGGGGGCCAAGGUUGGAACCCAGGACCUCCACUUUUUGCAUGAAGGGGUAUGAGAAGCUCUGGUAACACCUAAUUCACCAAAUAGUAUCUCUAAUGCAUGAACAUCUUUCCCAGAUGUAUCUUAUUUUAAAAUUUGAACGUGUAAUCAUUUACGUUAGUUUUAACAAAAUAUCUUGUUGGACUGAAAUUAUUAUCUGGCUUUUGGCCAUGGCAUAUUUCAUUAUGUUCUUGAGGUGUUUUCAUAUGUGGAUUGCCGGAUUUCAUUUGGACUUGCCAUGAGUUCAAUAAAUUGAUAGCUGCCCA